CCACAUUCUCAUCAUCAUCUCCAACGGCCAUAUCGAUGAUCCCGCUAUGGCCCGACGAGCAAUCGUAGAGGCAUCAGAGUACCCGAUUUCGAUCAUUAUGGUUGGAGUGGGUGAUGGCCCGUGGAGCAUGCUGCGCGAGUUCGACGACCAGCUCCCAGAGCGUCGUUUUGACAACUUCCAGUUCGUGAACUACAACACGAUUCCAAGGAGCAGUCUUAACAAUCCGGACGGAGGCUUUGCUAUGCAGGCGCUCAUGGAGAUCCCAGAGCAAUACAGUCGUAUCCGAGAGCUCGGGCUGAUCAAGGACUAAACCGAGCAGCUAUCUGUUGUCUGGGUGAUAGUCCACCACUACAAUAACCAUGCAACUUUACUCUUGGGAUCAUUACAAUGAAUGCACGUUACGUAUCCGUCUUCCAUGUACAUGUGCCUGCACAUACGAGACAAUUGUACGAGGCAAAUUCUCUUGGGACUUGUGAAGCAACUACAAUGAGAAUGCUGUCGCUGUUGCAGGUAAACGUCAAAGCAGACAUCAUCAACAUACAUGAAGAUGAGGCGGCUGCAUUCCACGGGUUUGCAAUGCCGUCACCCAGCUUUGCUGCUGCGCUGGCAUUUGUCGCAGGAGUCCUGCUGCAGGAUUGAACCAACCAAGUGGGUUGGUACCCGUUCAACUUCAGUUUGUGUGUUCCACUUCAUCUGCGACACGCGGUAUCGGUAGUCGAAGCACCAAUCCAUGCUGUCCGCCGACGCCAAGGGCAUGCCGUACAACCAGUACCUGGGCCUGCUGCGCAAGCGCGGCACGCUCGUCAUGCUGGGCAUUCCGAAUGACGAGAUCAAGUUCCUGCCCUGGGCCGCGGCAUUCGUGUGGUGGGCAGCCUCAUUGGCAGCAUCGAGGACAUCGAGGACAUGCUCAAGCUCGCCUCCGAGAAGAACGUGCGCCCCAUCAUCCAGAAGCUCCCCAUGGCCAAGGUCAACGAGGGCAUUACCAUCACGCGUGAGGGCCGCGCUCGCUACCGCGUCGUCCUGGAAAACUAAGCAGCGGUAGUAGCCCACGACAAAGUAUACUUUAGUUAGAUCAGAGUUGGUCAACUGAAUCCAACAACUUCAGCUUGAGCUUUACAUGCACUGAUUAGUAUGGUUUCGCUCGACUAAUCUUGCAGAUUAUGGCCAACGGGUUUCCAGGAGGUCAGGUCAAGUAAUCACAGCUUGAUAUUGGUGUCUCUCUCAUUCGAGCUAUGGGAAGGCAACUCGCAGUUCUCGCAGCGCUAGGGGUGUCCCUAAGUGUGCUCUUGAGCAGCCUCUCCAUUCCCAUAUUAAUAUUUCCCCCUUCGGAACGCAACGAACAAAUCGAACUCAGCAUCAAGCGAGAGAUGGUGGCCCCUUCCAAGCACGCGCUCGUAGUCGGAGCUUCCUCCGGCAUUGGCCUCGGGGUGGCCAAGGAGCUGGCGCCUAUUGUUGCCAAGCUCACCCUUUGCUCGCGAUCGUACCCGGAGGAGCCACUGAAGACCAUCAAGGCGGACAACCCGAACGUGGAGGUUGUUCACGAGAAGCUGGACGUGUCGUUGAUGUACGAAGUGCGCAAGUUCACGACCAAGCACGCAGACACGAAGUUCGACUGGAUCGUCAUGAGCCCGGGCAUCUUCAGCAUGGACGGCAGAACGGAGACGGCCGAGGGUCUCGAUGUGAAGAUGGCCACACACUACUAUGGCAGGUACGCGUUCGACCGCACAGAAGCUCAGCUAGAAUUAGCCUACUAACUCCCAAAACCCUCUCAAUCGUGUAGAUUCAUGCUGAUCCACGAGUUGUUGGGAGGGCUGAACCGUCCUGGCGUUCGUGUUUUGAAUGUGCUCGGCGGGGGCCAAGGUGGUUACGUCGACCUGGACGACUUCGAUCUCAAGCGAACCUACUCACCCAGGCGUUGUGCGCAGGCCACGAUGACGUACUCGUACGCCGCUGCACCUUGGAUCAAUUGUACCUUGUCGCUCAACUAACUUGAACAUUUGUGAUGCCACAGAGACUUGAUGGCGCAGGCCUUCGCCGAGCGCGCGCCCAACGCCUGCUUCAUGCACGCGUCGCCUGGCUUCGUCAACAGUGGAGUGGACAACAGCCUCCUUGGUUUGUCCGCCUCCCGUUGAAGGGGCUCGCCUCAGUGUUCGCCCGCACGCCCGAAACGUGCGCCAAGCACAUGGUGUCGGCCCUGCUCAACGACGACUACGCGAGCGGCUGGAAGCUGCUCGACCAAAACGCCAGGGAGGUAUCCCAGACCCAGUACCAGACCGAAACGCUCAAGGACGCGGUCUGGCAGCACACGCUCAAGACCAUCGACGGCGUCCUGAAGCAGUAAAUGGUCACUUCAACUUCCUCUAUUUAGGAAGCGUCUUCUAUUCGAGCUACCAACACUAAAUCUGUUUAACAAUUUCACCUGCUCGUUGUAUGCAGUUGUUCUAAAAUUUAAAAUGUUUCUUGUGUACGCGUACACCAUCUGUGGAGCUCAAUUGAGCAAAAUUGAGCCCAUGAUCAGCGCUAUCUGCGGUCCCCGGAGCUCGCGCCUCUCGACGCUGCGCUGCGCGCGCCUGCACGUAGGGCGCGCCACGACUGCGGGCACGGAGGACUUCGUCAUCCGGAGCCCCUAUGAACCGAGCGCGCGCGCCAAACUGCGCAUCAGCGAGCCAGGAGCCGACGCGCAGUGGGUCAGCGUGGCCCCAAGAGCCAUCGGCAGCCCCGCGCUGUGGGCCAAGGACAUGCCGCGCGUGGACACGAGCAAGGCGCUGCUGGCUACGUACACCAGCAACUUCAUCCAAGCGGCCGUGAACCCGGCGGCGCCCACCAAGGCGGGCGAGAAGCAGGGAUACGUGGAGGCGCUGGCGCUGAACGAGGGCGUCGAGGACCUGGACAUCCCGCGCGAGUGCAUCGUGGUGUCCACGCUCAUUGGCAGCAAUGUGGUGCACCCAGCCAACCCGCAGGCGGACGACCGACUCACCAAGGGGUACGUGACGAGGGGCGUGGAGAUCACGAGCCAGGAGCUGGAUGUCGAGACAUUGGACCACGUCGUGUGUCAGAUCCCGGACGAGCUGGCGCUGGUGUCGAGCAAGCACGGAGAGCUUAUCGAAAAGCUCAAGGCGACGUGCGAUGCGCUGGAGACGCUGUGCAGCGACGGUAAGGUGCAGAGCUACGGCUUCGCGCUGCCAGGCUUCGAGUCGACGAGCAAGCCGCUGGAGGAGCUGGUGGAGAAGACCUUCACGCCGCUGUCCGAGCAGUUCGGACGGUUCGCGUCGUUGCAGCUGCCGCAGCACGUGGGCAGUGCGAUCUUCCCGCUGCCUGAGGUAGUGACGCAGUUUAAGAAGGAGCGUGAGAUGCUGCUCAUCGGUGACCGACCGCUGGAGGCGAUGCUGUCGAGCGGCAACCCGUUCCAUCUCAAGACGUACAAUGACGUGACUGGUGAGGACGUGGCGCUGCUGCUCAAGACGGCGUUCAACCUGGGUAUUGCUGUGGAGAAGAAGUACAUGGAGAAGAUUCGCCCCGAGAACGAGCACCUGGACCUCCCGCCAGCGGAGGAGGUCGCGUGGGCCCACAUCCUGGUCAACCAGCACAGCCAGUUCGACAACCUGCAGGUCUGGAUGUACGUCCGCGAGACGCAGAUCUACCCUCGCGUGGAGGCGACACUGAAGGCAUUCGGCAAGCACAAGGAGACUGAGGAGCUGGGCUUCGCCUACUCAAUGGCCAUGAACCAGUUGCUCAAGUGCUUCACCGGCUCCGUCGAGGUACGUUGACGCAAUUGGCAGUACCUUUCAUUCAUGCUGCUUGAGGCCUGACACAACCAUACUUUUUCUUGCUUGACUAUGGUACUGUAGCUGGUGGACGCGGACCGCGCGGCAAACAUCAUGAGCGCGUGGAAGGAGACGAA
Messenger RNA from Phytophthora sojae, 3901 nucleotides. RefSeq lists its product as hypothetical. The transcript has 3 exons. Lineage: Eukaryota; Oomycota; Peronosporomycetes; Peronosporales; Peronosporaceae. The record is from RefSeq and is a predicted model, not a curated record. Bases 2454 to 3767 code for a protein of 437 amino acids.